Trichosurus vulpecula (common brushtail) is the source of this 3000-nucleotide messenger RNA. RefSeq names its product cytochrome P450 2J2-like. The record is from RefSeq and is a predicted model, not a curated record. Lineage: Eukaryota; Metazoa; Chordata; Mammalia; Diprotodontia; Phalangeridae. The transcript has 9 exons. Bases 158 to 1663 code for a protein of 501 amino acids. Gene Ontology annotation, biological process: xenobiotic metabolic process. Gene Ontology annotation, molecular function: heme binding; oxidoreductase activity, acting on paired donors, with incorporation or reduction of molecular oxygen, reduced flavin or flavoprotein as one donor, and incorporation of one atom of oxygen; iron ion binding. Gene Ontology annotation, cellular component: intracellular membrane-bounded organelle; cytoplasm.
AGGGGAGGCUGGCAUUCCCUGGAGCUCUCACUGCCUAGCCUAUAAAGCCAGCACAGGCAGCAGCUCCAAGGGGACAAACAGAGCUUGAGCUUUGUCUCUCAUGUGAGCACCAUUCGGAGCUUGGCUUUUCUGGCCUUGGUGCCAGAGCUGGGGAAAGAUGCAGCUCUCUCUGGGAAGCGUUUUCCUUUCCCUUUGGGAAAAAGCCCCCCUGGAGACCCUCCUUCUCCUCUCUGCCUUCCUCCUGAUCCUGGCACAGUAUCUGCAGAGGAUGCGGCAUCUCAACUACCCUCCUGGCCCUCCUGGGCUGCCUGUAUUGGGUAACUUCUUACAGGUGGACUUUAAAAACCCCCAAAUUUCCAUGCAAAAGCUUGCCAAGAAAUAUGGAAAUAUUUUCUGCACCCAUGGGGGCAACCUUACCUUUAUGAUGAUAACUGGAUUGCCGCUGAUCAAGGAGGUCCUGAUCAACCAAGACCAGGUGUUUAUCGAUCGUCCCCAAUUUCCUAUCCACUUAUAUGUCUUUAAAACACUUGGCUUAGUAAUGUCUAGUGGCCAAGAGUGGAGACAGCAAAGAAGAUUUGCCCUAAUGACACUAAGAAACUUUGGUUUGGGAAAGAAGACCCUGGAAGACCGGAUCCGGGAGGAGGCCAGGUAUCUCACUGAGGCUAUAAGGGAAGAAAAAGGACAGCCCUUUGACCCCCACUUUCAGAUCAACAAUGCGGUUUCUAACAUCAUCUGCUCCAUUACUUUUGGACAUCGCUUUGACUAUCAUGAUUCUCAGUUUCGGCAGCUGUUGAAGAGUUUGGAUGAUGUCAUGGUGCUUGAAGCCAGAUGGGAGUGUCAGCUCUUCAAUAUGUUUCCUUCGAUAAUGAAAUUCCUGCCAGGACCUCAUCAGAAAUACUUUAGAGAAUGGAGGAAGCUAGGGUCUUUUGUAAAAGGUGUGAUCAAACAACAUAAGGAAGACCUAAACCCAGAGGAGACCCGGGACUUUAUUGAUGCUUACCUGAAGGAGCUGUCCAAGGAUAACAUCCAUUCUAGUUUUACUGAAGAAAACUUGGUUGUCUGCACCCUUGACCUCUUUUUAGCUGGAACAGAGACAACAUCAACCACCCUGAGGUGGGCACUGCUGUAUAUGGCCGUUUAUCCAGAGUUCCAAGGCAAAAUACAAGCUGAAAUUGACAGGGUGAUUGGCCAAUCGAGGCAGCCCACCAUGGCGGAUAAAGAGAAUAUGCCCUAUACUAAUGCAGCCAUUCAUGAAGUUCAGAGAAUGGGUAAUAUUCUUCCUUUCAAUGUGCCCAGGAUUUCCGCAUUUGAUACCACAGUGGCUGGAUACCACGUGCCAAAGGGGACCAUACUGAUGACCAACUUGACUGCCUUGCACAGGGACCCCGAUGAGUGGGCUACCCCAGAAACCUUCAACCCAGAACAUUUUCUGGAGAAUGGACAAUUUAAGAAGAGAGAAGCCUUUCUGCCUUUCUCAACAGGAAAGAGGGUCUGCCUGGGAGAACAGCUGGCUCGGGCUGAGCUCUUCCUCUUCUUCACCUCCCUGCUCCAGAAAUUCACAUUCCAGGCUCCCCCAAACACCCAGCUGAGCCUGGACAUCCGAUAUGGCUUAACCCUCUCUCCUGUCUCCUACCAAAUCUGCGCCCUUCCUCGAGUGAUGUAGGCCAAACUAGGCCAGUAGGGUGGUCCUCCAGUAGUAGUAAUAGUAGUAGUAGCGGUAGUAGUAGUAGUAGUGGUGAUAGUAGUAGCAGCAGCAGCAGUAGUAGUAGUAUAUGACACAGGGAAGGACAUGAAACUAUCCACAUCCUCCAAUGUCACCCAAUGUGUCCUUUGCAACUUGCACGUGGAAAGGGAGAGAAGUCAAGGAGGGGAAAAGAGAGACAAAGGGAGGGUAUCUGUGGCCCAAUUUGAAGCUUCCUGCUCUGAAAGAGGAGAGGCAUUAAAUUCCAUCAAAAGGAAAGCACAAGGAAUCCUUAUUAGACAAAGGACCUAGACUCCAAGGACCUGGAUUCAAAUCCCAGCCCUGCCAUUUACUGGCUGGGUGACCUUGGGGAAGUCACUUGAACUUCUGCCUCAGUUUCCACAUCCAAAAUGAGGAGGAGGUUCUCUAAGGUCCUCUCUACCUCUAAAUCUAAAACCUUAUGAUGCUAUAAAGAGAGAACCAAUGCUUUUCCUCCCCUGCCUCAAGCAGUGGGGCCAGUUAUUUUUAGCUAAUUAUUUGUUUCUCUACUGAUUUUAUAACUCAUAUAAUGGAUGUGAUUUUAAGGGAGGAUUUCUAGAGUUUUUACACGGUUACAGGAGGCAUCCACAGGUUGUUGAGGCCAAUCCUUAGGGAUCCUUUUGAUCAUAAAUUCCUUGUGGGAAGAGGUUGUUUUCUUUGUUUUUGGAUCUACAGCAUCCGGCUCAGUGCCUGACAUGGAGAAAAAACCCAAUAAAUAUUGCUGAUUAUUUCAUCUCUAAACCACUCACUUUCAAAUUAUUUCCUUUGAUCUUCACAGUGUAAAAUAUUAAUCCAUCAGCUCUUGAGUUGGGGUCCUCAUUCCUAUUAACAGCUUUGUUAAAGAUGGUAAAUCAUAAUCACUUCACUAUUAAUCAUAGUCACUAAUAUAGUCAACUAAUAUAAUGACACAUAAAUAUAUAAUUAAUUAAAUAUAGCUGCUAGGAAUGCCUACACCUUGAGCAUCGCUAAUCGGUUAAAGUUCCCUCUUCCUGUAAAGUUUCCCUGUUCCGUUCAGAGAUGCUUACACAAGGUAGAUUUUCAUGCUGAUAAAGGAAACUUUUAUAAUACCCCAGCCAAUCAGAAAGCUGUAAAGGCCCAUGUGAAUCAAUGUGACCAGUGUUCCUCAUUUAUCGUUUAUGUGCCUCUUUCUAAUGUUCCUCCAUUAUACCUAGAAAAAUGCUAUGAGUUCACAAUGAGGUCCUUGUACCAAACCAGGUGGUCUCAGACCCAUUUUAUUAACAAAUUGCUAGCCACUGCUAAUAAACCAAUUGUGCCUGGAA